Oryzias latipes (Japanese medaka) is the source of this 2466-nucleotide messenger RNA. RefSeq names its product family with sequence similarity 78 member Ba (gene fam78ba). The record is from RefSeq and is a predicted model, not a curated record. NCBI's taxonomy places the organism in Eukaryota, Metazoa, Chordata, Actinopteri, Beloniformes, Adrianichthyidae.
CCUUGCUGUGUGUUUUUCAAUGCAGAGGUCGGGUGACGCCCCUCCCCUGCCUCCACAGCAUCAGCACCUCCGAACGGAAAGAGACCUGCUCCGGGAGGAGGAUGUUCUCCGGCCCGCCAUGCUCAGCAGCUCCGGGGGCCGCAGGCUGACGGAGACGCGGCGGACGAGGGAGGGCUGCUCUGCCGCUCCACUGCUUCCAUUCAAGGCGAGCUAUUCAUGCGGGAGCGGCGGCGGGAGCUCGCCGCGGGGACGCCACUGAAAUAGAGCAUCAUGGAGCGGCGGGCUUCGUUGCGGCGUUUCAUGUAGGUCAAAGUGAUGAAGAGCCCCACUCCCGUCCUUUGAGCGUGGAAACAGGGGCUUUAAAGGGCGAAGCGGGGAAACAAUGGGGAUCCAGCCCCCCUCCUCUGACGCACCUGGCCGCCCUGCCGCCUCCUGAGAUGACAGCGCAGAGCCGGGGGCAGAGCAGCAGGAUCAGGGGGCACCGACGUGCAGCCGGACGCGCGGACUCGACCAGGGCCAGAGGAGCCUGCGGGGGCUCGGCGGACAGGCAGCAGCCCGGGAGAGGCCGGAUUGCGGUUUCUGGGGACGAGCGCCAAGGGCAGUGCGGCAGUCAGCAGACAGACCGGGGGGAGGAGGCUGCGCAGGUCUGGGAUCUGCUUCCCCCAGCAGCAACUCUCCUGGUCCCCCCCCAGAGCAGGAUGGUACAUGCUUGAGCAGUGACAGUGGUCUCCUGUCGUCUUUCCUCUUCCUCUUCCCACAAACCCUGGAUUCUUAUGUGCAAAGCUUAGUUCUGCUCUUCAGGCAGGGGUGGAACCCCGAGGGGACAGAUGAGCAGAUACCACUGCCUCCCUUCCUUGCUGUCACUCAUCGCGCUCGCCGUCUGCAGAAUGGGCUGUAUUCAGAGCAUUGCUUGCAAGCCCCGUAUCAGGCGGGAGAACAUUGUGGUGUAUGAGGUCUCUGCCUCCAUAGACCAGUGCCCCACCAUCAUUGAGGAGAACUCUCCAAUUGUGCUGCGUUAUAAAACGCCCUACUUCAGAGCCUCGGCGGGAGUGGUGAUGCCCCCAGUGCCCCGCAAUGAAACCUGGGUGGUGGGAUGGAUCCAGGCCUGUACACAGAUGGAGUUUUAUAACACCUAUGGUGAUAUUGGCAUGUCCAGCUGGGAGCUUCCAGAGCUGCGAGAGGGUCGGGUCAAGGCCAUCAGCGACUCGGACGGUGUGAGCUACCCCUGGUACGGGAACACAACAGAGACAGUCACCCUGACCGGCCCCACGUCCAAACCGUCCCGGCUGACUGUCAGCAUGAACGACAACUUCUACCCCAGCGUGACCUGGGCAGUUCCCAUCAGCAACAGCAACACCCCCAUGCUGACCCACAUCACCAGGGAUCAGAGUUUCAUCACCUGGCUGGUGGCCAUGAACUCUGUCACCAAGGAGCGCAUCGUGCUGCAGACGGUACGAUGGCGCAUGCGGGUCGACAUCGCUGUGGAUCCAGACAUGCCUCUGGGCUCUCGAGCCUCGCUGGUCGGUCGUCCCUACCAGGAGCAGCCACACAUCCUCAACUACCAGGAACCCAUCCCGCCAAACGCUCUGGGGAGACCCAACGCCAACGAUGCCCAGGUGUUGAUGUGGAGGCCUCGGAGAGGAGCGCCGCUAGUGGUCAUACCACCAAAAUAAGAGCAUAGAACUGUUGCAGCCACAGAAAUAAAAUCAUCUCCGAAUCUCUGAGAGAUUCAAGAGGAGAUCUGCUUUGAGCCAAACCCAAUCAGCGAGCAGACGUCCAGCAGAAAUUCCGUCUACAGCCGACUUUCCAGAAGGAUUUCAGGGACACUGGCACACUUUGAACUGGAGGCCUAGGUCCAUCUGCAUUUGAACACCAACGACCCGUUUUUAGCAGUAUUAGCCUGCAACAAGAACUGCAUCCUGCAUCCUUAUGUAGACCUUUUUGCAUGACAGUAAGAAUGAGACUAACAGAUGCUCCCAUGAGAACUCUAAGGUUAGCAUUUGUUUUGUAUAAGUUUGUACCGAUCGAGCUGGUUUAGCCUCGUCUGUGCCUGCAGUGGCCUCCAGCAUCAGCAGUUAUGAAAGGAGGCUUUUGCUAGAAGCUAAAGUAGUGUUUGCUUCUCUUUGGCCUAAGACUGAAGUCACUCUCCUCUCAGUUUGUGUUGACAGAGAAAACAGCUUUAGUUUGGCUGAAACACCAACCUGCAGUCGGCUCCCCGGAGCUGAUGCUGCGUUCAGGAGGUGUCAGAGAAACGAGCUGCGCCUUUGCUGCAUCAGAUCAUUCAUGUUAGACAUGUUUUCUAUAGGUGCAGUUUAACGAGAGGGGAUACGUUUAAAACCAGGGGGGCAGUUCUGAGGCCAAGUGUAUUUCUGAUGUGGCACUGAUCAGUUCACCUUGCCAAUAAAGUUGCAUCAAUCUUCCUAUAGCAAGGUGAUGAAAAGGUCCUUUGUUGAAGAGAAACCUGCA